Molecule: messenger RNA, 1026 nt
Organism: Prunus persica (peach)
Lineage: Eukaryota; Viridiplantae; Streptophyta; Magnoliopsida; Rosales; Rosaceae
Exons: 2
Coding region: 1-1026 (341 amino acids)
Source: RefSeq, a predicted model, not a curated record
AUGGCAGAUGAGCUUGCCUUAAUCGAUGUUCUAGUAACUGAAGGUGACUUGACCAUCUAUGCUCUUAAUGGUCUUCGUAUUGACUUCAAGGAGAUUUCUCCAGCAAUCCGCGCCCGAGAAACCGCCAUCAAUUUUGAAGAACUUCACGAUAAGCUUGUUGAUUAUGAAGAAACUCUCAAGAGAGAAAGCACCAGUUCUUCAGGUGGAGAUUUACGAACUCCACAGUUUGAUGGUGCAAACUAUGAUUUUUGGGCUGUCAAAAUGGAGACCAUCCUCAUAGCACAUGAUCUAUGGGAUGUAGUUGAGGUCGGAGUACAACCUCAGCCAGUUCUUGAGGAGGAAGAAGGCUCUGGAGGUGAAGGAAGUAAGGCUGAGCAAGUUCCAGUGGAAGCACCCACCAUCUCCAGAGAAGACAGAAUCAAAAACGCCAAGGCACUAAGUCUCAUUCAAGGAGCUUUAACUGAUGAGCUCUUCCCUCGCAUCAGAAAUGAAAAGACUGCAAAAGGAGCUUGGGAUACUCUGAGAAGAGAGUACAGAGGAGAUAAAAAAGUAAGAGCAGUAAAACUUCAAGCAGUUAGAGCAGAUUUUGAGUAUAUGAGAAUGACAGAUGGUGAAAGCCUAGAUAGCUAUUUGUCUAAGUUUUUUGGAACUGUGAAUAAUUUGAAAUCACUUGGUGAAGAUGUGUCUGAAACAAGAAUUGUGCAAAAACUCUUGAUGAGCCUAGGUAGAAAAUAUAAGUCCAUUGUGUCUAUCAUUGAAGAAACUCGAGAUCUUGAUGUUCUUAGAGUUGAAGAAGUUAUUACAUCUGUCAAGGUCUAUGAUAAAAGGGAAGACUUGCAUGAUGAAAGGGAUAAAUUGACAGGAACUGAGAAAGCUUUCAGUAGCCUAAAGGUUGGAAAUAACCAAGUUCAUGGCACUCAUAAGGGCUCACAAAGUAGACCAAAUCAAAAGUGGCAAGGACAAGACAAAAAGGGAUCAAAUUGGUCUCAAAAUGGAAGCUUGAACAACAAUAAUGGCUCAAGCUAG